AUGGCGACAGAGACAUGCAGUCUCUUGUCCGUUGGACAAUCAGAAUACGGCGCAGCGGCUUCAAUGAUUUCAGCAUUAGAAGCAGUUGAUCCAGUUACACUCACAUGGCAUAAUAUUUCAAUUCACGCGGAAAAAUCAGGAAAACAAAUUCUGGAAAAUGUAUCUGGAAUCGCAAAACCUGGACAAUUAUUGGCGUUGAUGGGAGCCAGUGGCGCCGGAAAAACAACUCUACUCAACAUGCUGCUCUCACGUAAUUUGAGAGGCCUCGAAACAAGUGGAAGUGUCAAAGUGAACGGUCACGAACUUGGUCGUGGAAUAACUGCCAUCUCCGGAUAUGCUCAGCAAGAUGAACUUUUUGUCGGAACUCUCACGGUUAAAGAGUAUUUGGAUAUUCAGGCGAAACUUCGAGUUAAUGGAGAUUCUGAGAAACGGAGACGACGAGUCGGAAAUGUGAUGUCUCAAUUGGGACUUUAUAAAUGCCAAAAUACACGAAUUGGAACCAUCGGUGGACAAAAAGGAAUUUCUGGUGGCGAAAUGCGUCGUCUAACAUUUGCCUGCGAGCUACUCUCCAAUCCAUCAAUUCUAUUCUGUGACGAACCAACUACUGGUCUCGACUCCUUCAUGGCCGAAAGUGUAGUUCAAGUUCUUUCAAAUCUCGCAAAAUCAGGCAGAACUGUGAUCUGCACAAUUCAUCAACCAUCAUCACAACUUUAUCUGAUGUUCGACAGAGUAAUGUUCAUGGCUGGUGGAAAAACAGCGUUUUUGGGUUCUCCAAGAGAUGCUAUUCAGUUUUUCGAAGACGCAGGUUUCGCAUGCCCUCGUAACUUCAAUCCUGCUGAUUUGAUUAUUCAUACUCUUGCAGUAAUGCCGAAUGAAGAAGAUAAAUGUCGUCAGAGAAUUGAAGUGAUUUAUACCAAAUUUCAGAAUAGUUCCUACGGCCGCACCUUGAAGUUUGGAGUUGAGAAGUCGGAUGAAGGACAAAGACCAUCGGAACGUCAUAAAACUGGUAUUCUCACACAAAUCGGUGCUCUUCUCGAAAGAUCUGCAAUCGACACAUGGAGAAAUCCAUCUUUGACAAGAGCAAAAGUAAUUCAAAAGUCGAUAAUGGGACUUUUCAUUGGAUUACUGUACCUUCAGAGCCCACUUACCUCAAUCGGAAUUUCAAACUUGAACGGAGCUCUAUUUUAUCUCGUUUGUGAACUCACCUACUCUACAAUUUUCGGAAUUUUGAACUUUUUGCCAGCCGACUUUCCAUUAGUCUCCAGAGAAUAUCACGAUGGUCUUUAUUCUGUUUUCUCAUAUUAUGUGGCUCGAUGUCUCUCAUAUCUUCCACUAUUUACUGCCGAUGGACUUAUUAUGCUUCUUGUAUCAUAUUGGAUGGUCGGAUUCUCGAGUUCUAUUACACAGGUUCUAUACGCAUGCCUCAUCGCCUUCCUCAUUGAGCAAUCUUCUUCAGCUUGUGGAAUCAUGAUUUCUUGCAUUUCGCCGUCUUUACCGAUCGCAAUGUCAACUGCUGGCCCAAUGCUCACACUUCUAUCAUUGACUGGAGGUCUUUACGCUAAUGUUGGUGCACUACCAUCAUACAUCUCGUGGAUACAGUAUCUCUCGUGGUUCAGAUAUGGAUUUGAGGCUUUUGCAAUCAAUCAGUGGAGCAGUGUCAAUGAACAGAAUACAACUAUUUGGACUGAUGAGAAACGUGAUUCCGUACUCUCCCAAUUGUCAUUCCGCGCUGAAAUGUUUUAUCCGGAUCUCUUCAUCAUGUCUGCAUUCAUUUUGAUCUUCUACACUAUUGGUUACGCUGGAUUAGCUUUGCGAGUCAGCAAAGCUCGAUAGAAACAAUUUCUGAUGUAAAUUUUAUACUCGUUACAAAUUUGUUGAAUGUUUGAAUGAUGAUGAUAAUUUUAUUACUAAAAAAAGACUCAAAUAAAUACAUUGUAAAUG
Caenorhabditis elegans is the source of this 1941-nucleotide messenger RNA. It is a transcript of the gene wht-2, whose product is annotated as ABC transporter domain-containing protein. The record is from RefSeq and is marked reviewed. The transcript has 12 exons. Gene Ontology annotation, cellular component: membrane. Bases 1 to 1833 code for a protein of 610 amino acids. Gene Ontology annotation, molecular function: ATP binding; ATP hydrolysis activity; nucleotide binding. Lineage: Eukaryota; Metazoa; Nematoda; Chromadorea; Rhabditida; Rhabditidae.